AUGAACGGAACCUUCGAAAGUUUUGAUCUCCUGAGCGCAACAUACAAGACGGUGGACAACGUCCUCAUCAAUGUCGACGUUUUGGCCCCGAAGAAUCUUACUGCUGGCCUUCACCCAUGCAUUUUCCGCUUCCAUGGAGGUGGCUUUGUGAGCGGCUCCACUCUGCACCCCAGAUUCUUUCCUCAGUGGGUACUAGAGCUUUCUCUUAUUGUGGGAGCCAUCAUUGUUCUUCCAAACUAUCGGCUGCUACCUGAGUCCAACGUGCCAGACAUGCUGGCUGACCUGGAUGACUUCUGGAUUUGGACUCGCAAUGAUCUGGACAGCCUCCUUGCUACCGCUUCCACUACAGGACUGCGUGCAGAUCUUUCGAGGAUCCUUACUGUCGGAGAAAGCGCAGGUGGCUACCUCAGCGUCCAAUUCGCCAUGAACCACGUGCAUGAGGGCGUUCGCGCCUGCAUCGCGGAAUGCGCCUUUCUCGAUGCUACCCCGGUGAACACCACUGCUUUUCAGCCGCACAUAGGCCCUCCCGUCAUCGCCGACCCUACGCUCUCUCGCUUCAACAUCAUCGAUACGUUGAUUGCGAACGGAACUUUUACCGAUUACUUCGGCAACGACCCCGAUGUUUACCCCAUCAAGAGGCUGAAGGCUGGGGCCAAAAUGCCACCUACCUUUCUCAUCCAUGGGUUGGACGACACUGUCGUUCCGGAUUCCCACAGUAUUCGCUUUGCAGAAACGGUUCGAAAGGUCGAUCCGAGCGCAAAGGUUCAUCUUGAGCUUCAGCCCGGAGAGCAUCUAAUGGAUAUCCCUCUGCGUCUCGGACAUGCGUGGCUUAUUAGAGGUGCCCUGCGGGCCUUCACCGAAGCCUUACACGACGUUGAUACAGUCGACAUGGUUGCUGGCACACUUUCGCUCAUCUGGCCAAUUCUCACAAAGACGGACCGUCUAUUCGGCCUGAAGAUCGGAGCGGGGGGGGGGGGCUGA
This is a messenger RNA of Lasiodiplodia theobromae, 981 nucleotides long. Its product is annotated as Alpha beta hydrolase fold protein. The coding region runs from base 1 to 981 and encodes 326 amino acids. Lineage: Eukaryota; Fungi; Ascomycota; Dothideomycetes; Botryosphaeriales; Botryosphaeriaceae. The transcript is spliced from 4 exons. Gene Ontology annotation, molecular function: hydrolase activity. The record is from RefSeq and is a predicted model, not a curated record.